AUGCCAGGGCUGAUUAACCGGGUGACCCUCUCCCGGCUGCCCCUCAUCGCGUCCGAGGUGACAUCCUGCGUCAGCGGCUACGCCUUUGGGAUGACAGCCCUGCUCACCUACCACAACCCAGACCCCCAGGCUUUGGAAGGUCUCUUUGUGUACCCCUUGGACGAGGGCACGACUGUGGUGGGCUUCGAGGCGGCCGUGUCCCGGCGCACCGUGACAGUGCAGAUCAAAGACAAAGCCAAGAUAGAUGACACCUACUUGGACAGCUGCAGCCUCCCUCCUGGAAGAGCUGCUGAUGGAAGUGGAAGGAUUAUGAUGGAUGAGGACCUGGAGAGGAUUGUUUUUGUGGCCAACCUGGGCACGAUUCCUCCCCUGGAAAGUGUCUCCAUCUUCAUCAGCACCUCCUCUGAGCUUCAGACACUGCCCAGCGGGGUUGUGAGGGUCCUUCUGCCAGCUGUGUGUGUCCCCAGGGUCCCCCAGCCCAGCCUGGAGAACACCAGCAGCUUUUCCAGCCACCAGCUCCGAACGGACAAGCACCUCUGCGGAUCAGGGAGCCCAGAGCGAGGGAGCAGGUUCUGCCUGGCUCAGCUGCUGGAGAGUGAGGCCACCAACCCCUUUGAGUACGAGUUCAGCUUCCACCUGGAGAUCCGGGGGCCGUGUUUGCUGGCAGGAGUUGAGAGCCCCACACACGAGAUCCGAGCUGACGCCGACCCCUCGGCUCGCUCUGCCAGGAGCAUCGUGAUCACGCUGGCCAACAAACACACCUUUGACAGACCCGUGGAGAUCCUGAUCCAUCCAAGUGAGCCCCACAUGCCCCACAUCUUAAUGGAAGAGGGUGACAUGACCCCUGCAGAGUACGAGCGACACCUGAAGGGGAAGAACGAUUUCAUUAAAGGCACUAAGAAAGACCCCAGUGCCAAGAAAAAGACGGAAAUCAUCAGGAAGAGGCUGAACAAGGACAUCCCACACCACCCUGUCAUCAUGCUCAACUUCUGCCCUGACUUGAGGGCUGUGCAGCCAGGCCUCCGGAAAGGCCAGGGAGAGUUUAUCUUCCUGGUAGACCGCAGCAGCAGCAUGAGCGGUGUGAGCAUCAGCCGUGCCAAGGAUGCCCUGUUGGUCAUUCUCAAGAGCCUGAUGCCAGCGUGCCUCUUCAACAUCAUUGGGUUUGGAUCCACUUUCAAGACCCUUUUUCCUGUCAGCCAGGCCUACUGUGAGGAGAGCCUGGCCGUGGCCUGCCAGAGCAUCAGGAGGAUCCAGGCUGAUAUGGGCAGCACCAACCUCUUCUCCCCACUGAAGUGGGUCACCCGCCAGCCCAUCCACAGGGGCCACCCCCGGCUGCUCUUCCUGCUGACGGGCGGGGCCAUCAGCAACACGGGGAAGGUUCUGGAGCUGCUGCGGGACCACUCCUGCUCCACCAGGUGCUACAGCUUCGGUGUUGGGCCAAAGGCCUGCAGGAGGCUGGUGCAGAGCCUGGCUGUCGUGUCCAGGGGCGUCUCCGAGUUCCUGGCGGAGGGCGAGAGGCUGCAGCCCAAGAUGAUCAGCUCGCUGAAGAAGGCCAUGGCCCCGGUCCUGAGCGACGUGUCCGUGGAGUGGGUCUUUCCUGAGAGCACCGAGGCCUUGGUGUCCCCUGUCAGCAGCAGCUGCCUGUUCCCUGGUGACCGCCUGCUCAGCUACGGGGUCAUCUGCGACACCUCCCCGUACAUCUCCAACCCCAGAUCUGACAAGAGGCGGCGGUACAGCAUGAUGCAUUCCCAGGAGUCGGGCAGCUCUGUUUUCUUUCACUCCCAGGAGGAGGGAGCAGGCUUGGAGAGCUGGAAUCACUCCAGAGACUCGGAGGGCUCCUGCCCCGCCGAGCGCUCCCCCGACCACCUGGGCGUGGGCAGAGAUCCUGGGGGAGAGUCGGACACGGACACGGGAAGGGAUGUGAAGGCUCUGGCCAGGAGACGGGCGUACAGCACCACCCAAAUCUCCGACCGCGAGCCUCGCAGGAAGGCGCCCACAGCCAGCGAUCCUGGCACAGCCCUGGUGAAAAACCCCCUCCGAAAAACCCACCUGCAGGACCUGCAGCAGCUCAGCCCCGAGCCCUGGCAGCUGCAUUUCCAGCCCCUCCCGGCCAUCCCUCAUGGCUCUGCCACCAGGAUCCGUGGUGCAGGCGCCCGGCGCCCGGCCCUGCUCCAGCACAGCUGUGUGUCCUUCUGCCACGACACCAGCUCCUCAGCACUGCCAGAAGGGCUGCAGGAAGCCCCAGCAAGGGGAUUGGAAGCCCUCGAUGCCAUCUCGAGCCUGCGCUCCUCGUCGGACAGCCGGAGCCCCGGGGAUUUGGAGUCUGCCCAGCAUCCAUCCCUCACCUUUGAGACAGAGACCUCCUCCGACUGGGAGCCCCAGGACCUGGAUAUCGGCGCUGCCUGCAGCUCCCCGAGCUCCCCCAGGACCCUCUGCAAGGCAGUGGUGAAGGGGCUGAGGAACAACGAGCCCGUGCAGUGGGAGGUCACAUUUGAUAUCCACGCUCUGUUCCGGGAGCGGGAGAGCCGGGAGGAGGGUGACACAGACCUGUGGAGUGAGACCUUCCACCACCUGGCAGCCAAGUCACUCAUCCAGGAUUUCGAGCAGCUCGCCGAGAGGGAGUGUGAAAUCGAGCAUGGGUCUGGGCGCCGGUUCCAGCUCAACGCUGUCCACACCAGCAAGGCCUGUAAUGUCAUCAGCAAGUACACAGCCUUCGUGCCUGUGGACCUGAGCACCAGCUCCUGCCUGCCCACCCUGCUCCAGUACACACACACAGGGGCAACAUCCAAGCAGGGCAACCAGAGGAAACAGAAGAGUUCAGGGAACAGGAGGCAUCGUGGCUGUUCCCCUGGACGUCCUCAGUCAGCCUGUGGCCACAACGGAGACUACAGAUUUUACAGCACGAAUGCUGAGGAGAGAAGCCCCUCACCCUCCAGCACCCCGUCCUCAUCUGCCUGGGAGCGCUGCCGUGGCCCUGAAGGGCCGCUCCACAGCCUGUCUUCUUCCUCUGCACAAGCCCAAAAAUCCAUCGAGAGGCUCUUUGCUGCCAGGCUGACCCUCAAUAAAACCAUGCUGCUGGUUAGAGCUGCCAAAGGCUUCAUGAGUAAAUCUCCGAGCAGAGGGAGCGAAGCCAGCUCUGAGGGCGACAAUGAGAGCAUGGACUACCUUCCCCUGGUGUCCCUGCAGCUGGCCUGCGGUGCCUUCCUCCUGAAUUCAGCCUUCUGCGACGCCGUCAGCAUCCCCAUGGAGAAGCUGAAGUGGACAUCGCCCUUCGCCUGCCACCGCCUGUCCCUCAGCCCUUCUGGCUCCUACAGCAGCAAGAGGAGCAAUCCCUCCUCGGAGCACAAACCCCUGAACUCCAGCCAGCAGCUGCCGCUCCCCAAGGGGCAGGGGAAGGGUCCCACCGCUGCAGACACUCGGGGAGCAGCGCUGGGGAGCACCGGCCGCCCUCGGCACUCAUCGGGCAGCGCGGCCGAGAGCAUCUCCAGAGCCCUGAGAGCCCAGAGGGAUCUGUCCCCUCCUGCCAUCACCAUCCGCAGCUUCUCCUCCCCUGCCGAGUGCCAGGCUGGCACUGCCUGGGGCUGGGACACCGACGGCUCCGAGCUGCAGGCUUUGCUCUGCGAGGCGCAGCUGCAGCAGCAGACGGAGCCCGAGGGGAUGCUCUGGGCCACGGCUGUGGCUCUGGCCUGGCUGGAGCACAGCUCAGCUUCCUAUUUCAUCGAGUGGGAGCUGGUGGCUGCCAAAGCCAGCCUGUGGCUGAGCGGGCAGGACUUCCCGCAGGGAUCCAGCCUGGCCGCGGUGAAAGCCGCAGCCCAGCAGCUCUUUGUGCUGCUCCGGCACUGGGAUGAAAACCUGGAGUUCAACCUGCUGUGCUACAACCCAGGCAGCGUGUAA
Molecule: messenger RNA, 3894 nt
Organism: Pseudopodoces humilis (Tibetan ground-tit)
Lineage: Eukaryota; Metazoa; Chordata; Aves; Passeriformes; Paridae
Gene: VWA5B1
Product: von Willebrand factor A domain containing 5B1
Source: RefSeq, a predicted model, not a curated record